UGAACCACCCAGCACCUCUCAGGCUCUUGGAACUUGCAGCCCACAGCCUGCUGAGCAAUGAGGCUUCAGUUCUACUGGUGUUGGAACAGCUCACAGUGAACCUUUUCCCGCCACUACUCACUGCUGCAUUUGCCAAGGGGCACAGAAAGGCUCUGAAGGCCUUGGUGCAGGCCUGGCCCUUCCCCUUUCUCCGUCUGGGCUCUCUGAUAGUGCAGUGGCCCAACCAAGAUAGCCUGCAAGCUGUGGUGGAUGGGCUGGAGGCCUUUUCUGCCCACAGGGCUUGUCCCAGGUAAGGGGGAUGCUGGGAGCAAGACCUCAGCUCAGAGCCAGAGGGAGGGUGAGCUGAGAUCCAGGGGAGGGGAGCGUUAAAUCGCCUCGGGGGAUAAGUGGGGAAACUAUGUUUGUGAGUUAAGUGGUUGAUGGUACAGCUACAAGGCUUUAAGGAGAGGGCUUUUUACCUUCUAGGGGUGGUGGUAUGAGCUGUCUGAGGAAUAGGGGCUGGCAAGGAGCCUGGGUGAGGGAGGAAAAGCCCAUUAGAGAGGAGAGGUGAGGCGGGCUGGUACUGGGGUCUGGGGAGCGGCCCAGGACCGCUGCCGCUCAUCUUACCUGGGCUCCCCAGCAUCUCAUCACGCCCGUCUCCCCACAGGAAGUCAGAACUGAGGAUGCUGGAUUUCACCCUGGACUCUGAGCAAGUCCACAGUAAAGGGGCUUCUGAAGCCUUGGCUAAGUUCCCAUUUUGGUUACCAUCAACAGUCAAGGCAGAGAUGCCCCAGGCCGCGGCCAGGCCCAAGCCAACAGAGAAUAUGAAAAAAGGACCAAAGCAGCCAUGGGAAGCAGUGGAAAUACACAUUGAUCUUUUCCUGCGAGGCCCCUUCAAGUUAGAUAAGUUCCUCUCCAGCCUCCUGACGAAAGUGGAACAGAGCCACGGGGCCCUGCAUCUCUGCUGUAGGAAGUUGCACAUUGAGGAGAUGCCCUUCCACAGUCUGCUGGGGAUCCUGAAGACGCUCAAGCUGGAUUUCAUCCAGGAGCUGGAGGUGUUUGACUGGUUUGACUGGUUCUGGGCAUUGUCAGAUCCAAACCUAUCUGCAACACAGCUGGGAAGGAUCUUCAACCUGCGCAGCCUCAAACUCAUCUACUACAACUGGGCCUUCUCCUCACGGGGCGAGCGGCCCUCCAGCUACUUCCUCUCGCAGCUCACCAGGCUGGGCCACCUCCAGAAGCUGCACCUGUCUUACUCCUACCUCUCGGGCAACCUACAUUAUGUACUCAGCUGUCUGUGGGUUCCACUGCAUUCCCUGGAGAUCUGCUACUGCAGGCUUCUCGACACUGACAUCACCUACUUGUCCCAGAGCCCUCAUACCACUUGCCUGAAGAAGCUGGAUCUGAGUGGCAACAACCUGUCCUACAUGAUCCCUAGGCCCUUGGGGACCCUGCUGAGGGAGGUCUCAGGGACGCUGCAGCAGUUAGACCUGAACCACUGCCGGCUGAAGGAUGCCCACCUCAGUGCCCUCCUGCCCACCCUGUGCCGCUGCUCCCACCUCAGUUCCCUGAGCCUCUCCGACAACCCCAUCUCCAGUGCCUGCCUCCUGAGCCUGCUGGAGCACACAACGGGGCUGACGGAGCUGAAGCAGGUACUCUAUCCCAUCCCAGUCGACUGCUGCAUGUACCUGCAUGGCCUCUCCUGGGGUCCCGUGAACAAGGACAAGCUGUGCCAGUUGCAGGCUGAGAUACAGAAGCAGCUGCAGGCCAUGCAGCGGGCUGACAUGCAGUGGAGCCCCACUGCCCUUGCUUAUGCAGCUGGUGCAGUUUGAAUGAAGAGCAGGAGCCAGGCUCAGGGAACAGAAGUCAGAGAGGGCAGCUGGAAUCAGAGCUGGGGCCGCAUGUUGUUUGCAAGGAACAUAAAAUAAACUUCCAUGGGAACUGUCUGGUGCUUUCUUCUUUCCCCUUGCUCCCCUUUCCCAGUGCAAAGCCUGGCCUGUUUCACCUGUUCAUUAUCCAGCCACACAUUAUCCAGGUGGCUCUACCGCCAGGUCACCAGAGACCCCAGAGGUCCAGCCCUCCCUGGCAAACACUCCCUC
Chlorocebus sabaeus (green monkey) is the source of this 2078-nucleotide messenger RNA. Its product is annotated as leucine-rich repeat-containing protein 14-like. Lineage: Eukaryota; Metazoa; Chordata; Mammalia; Primates; Cercopithecidae. Gene Ontology annotation, cellular component: cytoplasm. Gene Ontology annotation, molecular function: protein binding. The record is from RefSeq and is a predicted model, not a curated record.